UGCGUCGGGUUCUCCGACGUCUCUCCCUCUCGGCCCAUAACAGGUUCCAAUAUUAAGGGUUGCCUAAUAUUCGUUCGAAUUUAGAUUUAUUUUUUGAUAUUCAAAUUAUAUUUGAAUAACGAAGUUCGGAGUCAAAGCCCUAAUGCACAGUAUGAAGGGUACUUAGUGUGUUUUUAUGUCAACAUGUUAGUGCUUAAAUACCAUAAUACUUCAUUUUUCAGCUCCCCUUUUUUCAAAAAUCAUAGAAAUAUUAUUGUAAUGGAAAGUCAUGAGAUAGUAAGUUGGGUAGUCCUGCAAUAAAUGAUGACGAAACGAUAUCCACAAAUCCUAACUUCCAGAUGGUGUUUGUUUUUCAGAAGGAGGCAUCAGAGAGCAGUCUCCCCUGGACCCAGCUGUGUCUCCAUGAAGAGUGACUGCUCUAUGGCUAUACCUGAUAACUUUAAAGAUGGACGGCCCUCCAGAGAGAAGAGGUAGGAGUUUCAAACAGACGAUAAAAGAGACAUGUUGGUUGUUAUCAGACCUUACUGAUACUGAUGUUUACAAGUCUGGAAAAAUGUGUGUGUGUGUGUGUGUGUGUGUGUGUGUGUGUGUGUGUGUGUGUGUGUGUGUGUGUGUGUGUGUGUGUGUGUGUGUGUGUGUGUGUGUGUGUGUGUGUGUGUGUGUGUGUGUGUGUGUGUGUGUGUGUGUUCUCCACAGACAUCAGGAGCGGUCAAAGGUUACCAGUGCUCAGUCUGUAGAGCAGCAUCAAACAGAGCUGGAGAUGAACCAGAAGGAACUGGCCGACACACUGUGGGGCGAAUCUGCUGCUGUCGAGUGCCAAACUAAAUUGAAGUCUCGUUUGAAGAAGAAGUUGUGGAGUUUGGAUGAGGGAAUCACACAACGAGAGCAAAGACCUCUGAAUGAGAUCUAUACAGAGCUCUUCAUCACAGAGAGAGGCAGUGGAGAGGUCAACCAGGAACAUGAAGUCAGACUGAUUGAAACAGCUUCCAGGAAACCAGCCAUGAAGGAAACACCAAUCAGAUGUGUGGACAUCUUUAGACCCUUACCUGGACAAGAUAAACCAGAUGAACCAAUCAGGACAAUAAUGACAACUGGAGUGGCCGGCAUUGGUAAAACCGUCUUAACACAAAAGUUCACUCUGGACUGGGCUGAAGGCAAAGCCAACCGUGACAUAAACUUCACAUUUCUCCUCACUUUCAGAGAGCUGAAUUUGCUGAAAGAGAAAGAGUAUAGCUUGGUGGAACUUCUUGAUCACUUCUUUAUUGAGACCAAAGAAGCAGAAAUCUGCAGAUUCCACGUUGUCUUCAUCUUGGAUGGUCUGGAUGAGUGUCGACUUCCUCUGAACUUCCAGAACAACCCGAUCUGGACUGAUGUCACAAAGUCCACCUCAGUGGACGUGCUGGUGACAAACCUCAUCAGGCGCAACCUGCUUCCCUACGCUCGCAUCUGGAUAACCACACGCCCUGCGGCAGCCAAUCAGAUCCCUGCUGAGUGUGUUGACAGGGUGACAGAGGUGAGGGGGUUCACCGACUCACAGAAGGAGGAGUACUUCAGGAAGAGAUUCAGAGAUGAGGCAUUGGCCAACACAAUCAUCUCACACGUCAAGAAAUCACGAAGCCUCCAAAUCAUGUGUCACAUCCCAGUCUUCUGUUGGAUCACUGCUACAGUUCUGGAGAACAUCUUAAAAACAUCCAAGAGAGGAGAAGAGAUGCCCAAGACCGUGACUCAGAUGUACAGCCACUUCCUGAGAGUUCAGUCCAUACAGGGGGACAGGAAGUACCCUGGGAGAUUUGAAACAGAUCCACACUGGAGUUCAGAGAGCAGGGAGAUCAUCGUUUCUCUGGGAAAACUGGCUUUUAACCAGCUGGAGAAAGGCAACCUGAUCUUCUACGAGGCAGACCUGGAAGAGUGUGACAUCGACAUCAAAGCAGCCUCAGUGUACUCAGGAGUGUUCACCCAGAUCUUUAAAGAGGAGUUUGGGAUGUACCAGGCCAGGGUGUUCUGCUUUGUCCAUCUGAGCAUCCAGGAGUUUCUGGCUGCUCUUUAUGUCUUUCUGUUCUUCAUCGACACUGGUAUCACUCUGCGCUCUGGGGAAAAUAAACUCCUCCUCCUCUACCAGAAUGCUGUGGACGAGGCCUUACAGAGUGAGAAUGGACACCUGGACUUGUUCCUCCGCUUCCUCCUGGGCCUCUCUCUGAAGACCAAUCAGAUUGUCCUACGAGGUCUGCUGGGACAGACAGGAACUAGCUCACUGACCAAUACAGAAACAGUGUCUUACAUCAAGGAGAAGAUAGAUGGAGAUCUCUCUCCAGAGAGAAGCAUCAAUCUGUUCCACUGUCUGAAUGAGCUGAACGACCGUUCUCUAGUGAAGGAGAUCGAACAUUACCUGACAUCAGGAAGUCUCUCCGGAGAAUCUCUCUCUCUUGCUCAACUGUCAGCUCUGGCCUUCAUCCUACUGACAUCAGAAGAGGAGCUGGACGUGUUUGACCUGAAGAAAUACUCUGCUUCAGAGGAGGGUCUUCUGAGGCUGCUGCCAGUGGUCAAAGCCUCUAAAACAUCUCUGCUCAAUGGCUGUCAUCUGUCAGAGAGAUGCUGUGAAGCUCUGGCCUCAGUUCUCAGCUCCAACUCCUCUAGUCUGAGAGAGCUGGACCUGAGUACCAAUGAUCUGCAGGACUCAGGAGUGAAGCUGCUCUCUGCUGGACUGGGGAGUCCACACUGUACACUGGAAACUCUCAGGCUCAAUAGCUGUCAUCUGUCAGAGAGAUGCUGUGAAGCUCUGGCAUCAGUUCUCAGCUCCAACUCCUGUAGUCUGAGAGAGCUGGACCUGAGUACCAAUGAUCUGAAGGAUUCAGGAGUGAAACUGCUCUCUGAUGGACUGGGGAGUCCACACUGUACACUGGAAACUCUCAGCUUGUCUGGCUGCCUGGUCACACAGGAAGGCUGUUCUUCUCUGGCCUCAGCUCUGAGCUCCAACCCCUCCCAUCUGAGAGAGCUGGACCUGAGCUACAAUCACCCAGGAUACUCUGGAGCUGCGCUGCUCUCUGCUGGACUGGAGGAUCCACGCUGGAGACUGGACACUCUCAGUGUGGAGCACGGUGGUGUGUUGAGGCUGAAACCAGCUCUAAAGAAGUAUGCCUGUGAACUCACACUGGACUCCAACACGGCCUACAGACGACUCUCUCUGUCUGAGGACAACAGGAAGGUGAUGGUGGUUGGAGAGGACCAGUCGUAUCCGGAUCACCCAGAGAGAUUUGACCUCCAGCCCCAGGUGUUGGGUAGAGAGGCUCUGACUGGCCGCUGUUACUGGGAGGUAGAGAGGAUAGGAGGUGUUGAUAUAGGAGUGACAUACAGAGGAAUCACAAGGAGAGGAGGGGGUGAUGACAGCUGGCUUGGAGGGAACAACAAGUCCUGGAGUCUUUAUUGUUUUGAAGAUGGUUACUCUGCCCGGUACAACGGUAGAGAGUCAGUCCUCCCUCUCCGCCCCGCUGGCUCCACCAGAGUAGGAGUGUAUCUGGACCGGCCUGCUGGCUCUCUGUCCUUCUACAGAGUUUCCCCAGGUGGAGGAGGGUCCUCAGACACACUGACACACCUCCACACCUUCUGCUCCUCCUUCACCCAGGAGGACCUCCUCCCUGGGCUCUGGUUAGGGGUGUUCAAAAGAUUGGAGGACUCCUCAGAUUCUCCCUCCGGGACCCCCAGGUCGGGGUUCGAAUCCUCAGUGCCUACCCCCUGGGUCGACUCCUCAGAGUCUCCCUCCGGGGCCCCCAGGUCGGGGGUCGGCUCCUCAGUGUCUCUGUGUCGGUUAUAGACACACAGGACCUCC
Gadus macrocephalus (Pacific cod) is the source of this 3823-nucleotide messenger RNA. RefSeq names its product NLR family CARD domain-containing protein 3-like. Gene Ontology annotation, molecular function: protein binding. The coding region runs from base 446 to 3808 and encodes 1120 amino acids. NCBI's taxonomy places the organism in Eukaryota, Metazoa, Chordata, Actinopteri, Gadiformes, Gadidae. The record is from RefSeq and is a predicted model, not a curated record. The transcript has 7 exons.